AGAUAAUAGUAGUAGCUAGUACUACAGGGUCUCUUCACCAUGGUCAAGUCUGCUUUGCUUUUCCUCUCCCUCUGCUUUCUUGUGUUGUGUCAUGUUUGUGUAGCCUAUAGGCACUCUCAGCAGCAAUCAUGGCAAAGGCAGCAACAUCAACAGCAACGCCGGUUCCGAGGGCAAAGAGAGUGUCAAGUUCAGGACCUCUCGGCUCUCGAACCCAAUACACGGAUUGAGUCGGAAGGCGGGGUCACCGAGUACUGGGAAGAGAACAACCAACAGUUGAAAUGCGCUGGCGUUGCCGUGAUUCGUCAUGUCAUCGAACCCAAAGGCCUCCUCUUGCCUUCAUACACCAAUGCUCCUAAGCUCACCUACAUCGUCCAAGGUAGAGGUUUUACCGGAGUUGUCUUCCCCGGUUGCCCUGAAACAUACCAAUCAUUCCAACAAUCCCAACAAUCAGAAGGAAAUGGAGGAAGUCGGAGGUAUGAAGAUUUUCAUCAGAAGAUCCGAAACUUCCACCAGGGUGAUGUCAUAGCCUAUCCGGCUGGGGUAGCCCAUUGGUGUUACAACGAUGGUGAUACACCGGUCAUUGCUGUAACUGUCAUCGACACUAGCAACAAUGCCAACCAGCUCGAUCAGAAUCUCAGAAAAUUUCAACUCGCCGGAAACCAAGAGAAUCAACAAGAAAACACCAGCCAGCAGAAAUCAACAAACAACAUUUUCAGUGGCUUUGACAUUGAGACACUGGCUGAGGCUUUCGGUGUAAGCACAAAAACGGCGAGAAAGUUACAGGGCCAUGACGAUGACAGAGGUGAGAUUGUGCUAGUCAAUGAUGGCCUAGGAAAUGCUCGUUCUCAAAUCGUUGGAGAGAACGGUAGCCUGGUGUUCGAUGGCGAGCUAUGUGAAGGUCAACUUCUGGUAGUGCCACAAAACUUCGCAGUGUUGACACAAGCUGUAAAUGAAGAGUUCAGGUGGAUCUCCUUCAAGACCAGUGACAAUGCAUGGAGAAGCGCACUUGCUGGAAGGAACUCAAUUAUGCGGGCAAUGCCAGAGGAGGUGUUGAUGAACUCAUAUCAUAUCUCAAGAGAAGAAGCAAGAAAUUUGAAGUACAACCAAGAGCAGAUGGAGGUGUUAAGUCCAAGGACACGGUCAUGGGGGCAGCCUUCAGCUUAA
Messenger RNA from Nelumbo nucifera (sacred lotus), 1164 nucleotides. Lineage: Eukaryota; Viridiplantae; Streptophyta; Magnoliopsida; Proteales; Nelumbonaceae. The record is from RefSeq and is a predicted model, not a curated record.